UUUCAGAUUAUCGGAAUUCCGCAAUAUCCCGAGGUCUAUCGUCAAAUUGAGAUUGAUUUACUCUCUGACGUACGUAUAUCAUGUUGAAGUAGCUUUUGCAUUUGGUAAUUACAGGAACAAGUAACUACAAUGGAACGGUUUUUACGGCUCGGUGGUCUCGGUGGUCUCAGUGGCUCUCAGUUUGGAAAUGCCAGUCCGGUGGACAGCAAUCAAGUAGACACAUCUGAAACAGUUUAUAUAUCAUCGUUGGCUUUACUCAAAAUGCUGAAACAUGGUCGUGCAGGUGUACCCAUGGAGGUUAUGGGUUUAAUGUUAGGAGAAUUUGUAGAUGAAUAUACAGUGAAUGUUAUCGAUGUGUUUGCGAUGCCGCAAUCUGGCACGGGAGUGUCAGUAGAAGCAGUAGAUCCGGUUUUCCAAGCCAAAAUGCUGGACAUGUUGAAGCAAACAGGACGACCUGAAAUGGUUGUUGGCUGGUACCAUUCACAUCCGGGAUUCGGCUGUUGGCUGUCAGGUGUCGAUAUUAAUACGCAACAGAGCUUUGAAGCUCUUUCAGAUAGAGCAGUUGCUGUAGUGGUCGAUCCAAUCCAGUCUGUCAAAGGAAAGGUAGUAAUUGAUGCAUUUCGAACGAUUAACCCGCAGUCUAUAGCACUUAAUCAAGAGCCGCGUCAGACCACUUCAAAUCUUGGACAUUUGCAAAAACCAUCUAUUCAAGCAUUAAUUCAUGGUCUUAAUCGGCAUUACUAUUCAAUUCCAAUCAAUUAUCGAACCCACGAGCUUGAGCAGAAAAUGUUACUGAAUCUAAAUAAACAAACGUGGAUGGAUUCACUUGGUCUGGAACAUUUCUCUGAUCACUGUGAAAAAAACCAAGCAUCUAUGCAAAAAAUGUUGAAGUUGGCGAAGCUUUACAAAAAGGAUCUCGAAGAACAGGAGAAAAUGACAGAAGAACAGCUUGCUGUAAAAAAUGUGGGGAAACAGGAUCCAAAGAGGCAUUUAGGUGAAACGGUGAAUGAAAUGCUUGCUGACAAUAUUGUUCAGAGUCUUGCUUCCAUGCUUGAUACAUCGUCUUUCCAAUGAUGCUUUUGCUGUUGUCCUUGGAGAAGUGCCAAAAAAGAUACGUUAUUGUGAGCAGAAUAAAAACUAGUUUUUGUUUUCCAUGACAUCUUUUUCUUAGAAUUUUAGAAAAAUUGAAGAUGGGUUUACAAACACCGGUGAUGUUUCCCUGUGAUCAUAAACGUUUAAGACAAUACAAGCAAUAGAUUUUCGAUCUCUUUCCGGAAAUCACAAACUCCUGUUGUAAUCGUUGUUGCUGAAUUUGCUGACCCAAAUAUUUGGUAAAUGACAGAACUGUAACGGUAGAGCUUAGGGUUACCAAAUAAUCUGAAAAAAUUGGAGUCUAAGGAUUUUCAACUUGGGUA
Molecule: messenger RNA, 1415 nt
Organism: Loa loa (African eye worm)
Lineage: Eukaryota; Metazoa; Nematoda; Chromadorea; Rhabditida; Onchocercidae
Product: 26S proteasome non-ATPase regulatory subunit 14
Exons: 7
Coding region: 130-1074 (314 amino acids)
Biological process (GO): proteasome-mediated ubiquitin-dependent protein catabolic process; protein deubiquitination
Cellular component (GO): proteasome regulatory particle, lid subcomplex
Molecular function (GO): proteasome binding; metallopeptidase activity; protein binding
Source: RefSeq, a predicted model, not a curated record